Molecule: messenger RNA, 3851 nt
Organism: Anolis sagrei ordinatus
Lineage: Eukaryota; Metazoa; Chordata; Lepidosauria; Squamata; Anolidae
Source: RefSeq, a predicted model, not a curated record
AAGAAAAUGCAACACCUCACAACACGUGCCACCGCAGAGGGUGGCUUGGGAACACCCCUCCCUCAUUGCUUGCUUCCUCAACUCCCCUCCCGUCCAGGAUGAUGUCGGAGCCCCUCUGCCUGGUGAGCCCCCUCCUCGGCCUGAACCCCACGGCCCUGGCCCGCCUGAGGGCCCUCCCCGGCCCCCUCCUCCUGCUGGGCGUCUGGGGGCCCCCCGGCACCGGGAAGUCCUUCCUCCUGGACCAGCUGGCGGGACACGGUACAGGCUUUGGCCCCACACCAGGCCUCUGGCUGCGAUGGCUGCCCCACCCGACCCGGCCGGGCACGACGCUGGUCCUGCUGGACUCAGAAGGCCUUCAGGAACAAAGCGAGGCGGGGGGCGGUGAGGACCCCUCCUCGGGGCUCUUCUGCCUCAGCGUCCUGCUCUGCACCGUCUUCGUUUUCAACUCCCGAGGAGCAGAGGAGCCCCAGCAGGAGCUGGACCGGCUCUCUGGCUGCCUUGAGGGCCUGCUCCGCAGGGUCCGCAUCCUGGAGGACUGUCCCCAGGAGAACAUCUCCCUGCUGAGCAGCGUCCUCCCGGAUUUCGUGUGGUGCCUCCGUGACGCGGGCCCCGACCACCUUUGGGAUGAGCUUCUCCAGGCCACCGGCCAUGACAUGGACACCCUGCUCUCCUCCUCGGACUAUUCAGAGGAGUCCCCCGGGCACCGCAUCCAGAUGCUCUUCCCGUCCCAGAAGGCCUUCUGCUUCCGCCUCCCGGACCUCGACAAGAGCGAAAAGGAUCUCUUCCCACCGGAGCAGAUCCACCCUGUUUUCCAGAAGCAGAUGGGAGACUUUCGGGACUACGUUCUGAGCAGAGAGCCCAAGGCGGGCAUCAGCGGGGAAGUCUUGUGCUCCAGGCUGCAACGCUUCGUGGGCGCUUUGUCCCGGGACCGGGCCAUCCUUCUGAAUGAAACCUUCCAAAGUUGGGAAGCAGAAGCACCAGAAUCCUGCUGGGAAGAGGAAGCGGAGGAGCGUUUCCUGGCCCCCGAGGUCCCCAGGGAAGUCCCAGUGGAGGAAGAGGUCCCCAGGGGCUCCGAGGCCCACAUCUGGGGGGCCCAGGAAGAGGAAUGGCGGGAGGAAGAAGGAGAAGGAAACAGGUGGAGGGACCCCUGUCCAGGCCAGGCUACAGAAGAGCUGGACGUCCAGCCCCCGCUGGUUCCAAGGGCGGCCUUCCCAGCCAUGGAGGCCCCGAUGUGCCUGAUAGAGAACAGCCCCGGGCAGCCGCUCCGGAUCAACGCACAGGCCCUGGGCAUCCUGCAGCGCAUCCAUCUGCCGGUGGUGGUGGUGGCCAUCGUGGGACUCUGCCGGACGGGGAAGUCCUACCUGAUGAACCGCUUGGCCGGGAGGGGCACCAGAGGCUUCUCUCUGGGGGCCACGGUGCAGGCCAACACCAAGGGCAUCUGGAUGUGGUGCCUCCCCCACCCGCUGAGGGCUGACCAGGCGCUGGUGCUGCUGGACACGGAGGGCCUGGGGGACGUGGAGAAGAGCAACACCGAGAACGACUCCUGGAUCUUCGCCCUCUCCGUCCUACUGAGCAGCACCUUUGUCUACAACAGCAUGGGCACCAUCAACCACUAUGCACUGGAGCAGAUGCACUUUGUGACAGAAUUAUCACGGCACAUCAAGAUGAAGGCCUCGGACAGGGAGAGCCACGACCUGGCCAGCGCCUUCCCCGCCUUUGUUUGGACCGUGCGUGACUUCACUCUGCAGCUGUGCCUGGAGGACGGGACCCCCAUCACGGAGGACCAGUACCUGGAGCGGGCACUGGAGAGGAGGGCAGAGGCCCCUGAGAGCCAGGACCUGCCCAAGCGGUGCAUCCGGGAGCUUUUCCUCAGCCGCAAGUGCUUUGUCUUUGACCGGCCGGCUUUGCGGCAGGACCUGCAGCGCCUGGAGGAUCUCCCCGAGUCGCAGCUGAGCCAGGAGUUCCUGGAGCAGGCGCACCGCUUCUGCCGCCACAUUCAGGAGAACGCCAGGGCCAAGGCCGUCCAGGGGGGGCGCCUGGUGAAUGGGACAUUGCUGGCGUCCCUGGCGGAGAGCUACGUGGGAGCCAUUCGCAACAAGGAGGUGCCCUGCAUCGAGAACGCGGUCCUGGCCCUGGCACAGUUGGAGAACGUGGCCGCUGUGCGCGAGGCGGUGCAGCGGUACGACGAGAUGGAGGAGCUGAUGCGCCCGAUGCUGCCCACAGAGGAUGUGGCGAGUCUGCUGGUGGCCCAUAGCUGUUGCGAGGAGGAGGCCCUCCGGGUCUUCAUGGGCCGGGCCUUCAGGGAUGAGGGCCAGCACUUUCAGAAGCAGCUGGCGGAUCAGCUGCAGGGGAAGCUAGGGGAGCUCUGCCGGCGGAACGAGGGGGCCUCUCUGGACCGCUGCCAGGCCAUCCUGAUGGAGCUGUACCAGGAGGUGGAGGACAACGUUGUGCGCGGGCACUACCUGCAGCCGGGGGGCUACCAGCGAUUCCUGAGUGACCGGCAGAGCGUGGUGGAGUGGUUCCACCAGGCGGAGGACAAGGGGCUCAUGGCUGCCAAGGCCCUGCAGGACUUCCUGGCCUCCAAGGAGGAGACAGCGCAGUCCAUCCUGCAGGCGGAUCAGACCCUCCAGGAGAAAGAGAAGGAGCUGGAAGUGGAGAAGGCCCGGGCGGAGGCCGCGCAGAGGGAGGCGCAGCUGCAGAGGGAGAUGCAAGAACGGGCCGAGCAAAUGGCCCGGGAGAAGGAGAGGAGCUUUGAGGAGCACAAGAAGCAGCUGAUGGCCAAGAUGGAGCAGGAGAGGAGGACCCUCCUGGCCGAGCAGGAGCGGCUGCUGCACCAGAGGCUCCAGGAGCAGACCCGCCUCCAGCAGGAGGGCUUCCACAGGGAGGUCUCCCGAAUGCAGGGUGAGAUCCAAGGCCUGAGGCACCAGAUCCAGGAUCUGAGGAGCUGUAGCGGCGGAGGCGGGAUCUGCACCAUCUUGUGAGGAUCCAUCCAGGGCAGCCAGCUGACCGCCUUGGCCUCGCUCCAGGCUCCUCUCGGACUUGGUGCCAACUUCUCUUUUAAGCCGCUGCUUUUAACGGUGCCAACCAAGUAUUGUGCCAAGUAUUUAUUAUAUUGCUUGAAAGGCUUGUCGUCAUGGUAAACUGCUUCAAAGCCGGAGGAUCUUGCGCAAUUUCUGGCUCAAAGGGACCGGCAUGAAACCCGGUGGGAGACUGGGGCGAGUCACACCCUCUCAGCCUCAGAGGAAGAUCAAGCAAGGCAGCCUCCCUCCCCUUCCAAGAAGGACCAGGCACAACAACCACCAUCCUCUCCCACUGUUUCAGUGGGACUUGCCUUGAGGGGGGAGCUUCGGAGAGAAGCACAGCCGGGGAUCCGUGACGCAACCAGACCCAGAACCGAAAUGGGAUGUGUGUGAGGCACCUGUGUCCGGAGGCUGCCCAUAAAAGGUCAUUUAUGAGGCUGAGGAGGUCCUCGUCCCUUUCUCCCUGAGCCAGCCCUGACCACUCUGGGGUUUCCCAGCCCCUCCUUCACCUGGACUUCCCCAAAAACCCUGUGGGAAAACACCUCGGCAACAAGCCGAGCAUUACCUGGAACCAGAUCCUCCCCAUGAAACAGCAUCACAGGGUUGACAUUAAUAGACUCGGCACACAUUGAUAUUUACUCAAAAUAAUAAUAAUAAUAAUAAUAAUAAUAAUAAUAAUAAUCUUUAUUUAUACCCCGCCACCAUCUCCCCAAUGGGGACUCGGAGCGGCUUACAUGGGGCCAAGCCCAGGACAACAUGUUACAGCAAAAUAAAAUCAAAACAUAAACAACAAGCAACAUAAUCAAAAUUACAUAGAAGAAGAAAAAAAGU